Messenger RNA from Marasmius oreades (fairy-ring Marasmius), 2369 nucleotides. RefSeq lists its product as uncharacterized. Bases 1114 to 2121 code for a protein of 335 amino acids. The transcript is spliced from 5 exons. NCBI's taxonomy places the organism in Eukaryota, Fungi, Basidiomycota, Agaricomycetes, Agaricales, Marasmiaceae. The record is from RefSeq and is a predicted model, not a curated record.
UAACGUUCUCAUUCUUCCAAAAUUCCGCUUUUGAAUCGUUUCUCGUUAAGCGUCAAGAUAUCCGACAUCGGCAAGGUGCCUCCUGAAGUUUUUGAUUAAUAUGGGCGAAGAUCUCGCAGUCAAUCUCACACCCUUUUUUCAUGUCGAAACAUAUGGACGUCGGAUGAUUGAAUCAAUCAUAAAAGCAUGGUGUGGCGAGAAGGUCGUUUUUGGAAACAGGCGAUAUCAUAUCUGCGAACACCACUACGUAACCGCAUCGCCCAAGCGACUGUAACGUUAACAUUCAACGUUCAAGUUUGAAGUCCGUGAGUUUUCGUUCGUCAAACGGACAGAAUAUCAUGCAAAGGAGAAAGGGGCCUAAAUUAUCAACUGCUCCUUUCCAGUUCAAACCCAACUUGCAGCUUAUGUUGUUCAAUCUCGCCGUCUUAUUUUGGAAUGCUACUUUUACUCAUAGUCAAUACAAUCGUUGGAGUCUCCUGAGCGCCGGUCGUCACCAAGACUUCAAAGGUUUCCCUGUGUUCGACUUCCCAGACAGCGCUACUUUGCACACAUGGGCAUCCACACCUGAAAUGGAAGAUGUCGCAACACUUCCUCGGGGUCCCGACGAGGAGAGUCUGUUUCUAUGACCUACUAUGUACCUCGAAGACGGUACUUCUGUUUCGACCAAAGCAUUCACAGAGUGUUUUGGGAUCUGGAGGACUGAGGUGACUAAUUACACUCAAGCUUGACCUAUAUACUGCGGCCAAGCUGAACUACAAAGGGCAGUAGAACGCGGAUAUAACAUUUUCACCGCUGACAAGUCCGCACAAAGUCCACUUUAUCACUCCCGGUCGGGUAGCGUCUGAGCUACCUAUGUCUACCAAAUAGCUCCUUGUGAAUCGUAAACGAACCCUCGAGGACCAGGGAACGAGUAUAGUUCGAAGCUUUUGUUCUGUCUCGAAGACCAAGGGCGUGGAAGGGCAUGGACUGUUGUUGAUUUCGAUUUGUGGACGAGUUGGUUACUUACGGCGGAAACACGCAUGGUGAUGCCAAAGGUCAAGCUGUGCUUCCGAAUUGUUUUUAACACGGUAAAGCCGACUGCUCGAUUUUCUUUCUUUUCAACAUCCGUCUGCAAUGCCCGCGAACUUGUCAAGCCAAAGAUCAUACCCCAUACCACCCCUUGAGCGCCGCCAGUCUGGUGAUGACGAUGACGACGACGACGACGGUAAAAACACAUUGUCCCGUAGUUCAACGCAUCACAGUACAACGGGGACUAUGACCUCCAUCUUUCCCAAUUCGUCAGGAAGCCAUAAUCAAACAUUAGGAAAUAGGUCGAGCUCCGGUGCUAUCGCAGGGGGAGUCAUCGGGGGCAUAUGCGGGUCAGCGUUAGUGUGCUUAUUCUUCUGGUGCUGGAGACGGAGAAACCAUCGAAGUAGAUCUCGAACACUCGUCGAUAUUGACGAACCGAUGUAUCAAACUACUUCCGCUGGGCCUAGUAGCAAAGACCUAGAUCAACAGCUGGAAACGCCGUUCGUCGGUGUCAAUAUGCCUGGGAUCCGUCAAGUGAACCACAAUCAAGACGACUCGCAUAAUCAGGCCCCAUCUGCGGGUACCCAGAACAUCUCGAGGAGUCCGACUGAACCAUUAUCUCAUGUCCAGAAGAUUGUCUCCAAUCCAGAUUGCUCCUCCACCUCACUUCUUGACAAGGCGGCUUUGAUCGCCUACCGAAAGGGAUCUGAAAUGGACACGACCGGUCCCUCUUCUUGGAAACGCACUGAAGCUCAGAUUGCGAGGUCUAUAACUUCUCGCACAACGUCUACCUCUGGAACCACAAGUCAAGGUUUUGAAAGCGGGCCUACCAUCUCGAGAUCAGAUUCUUCAAACAGUCCAUCGCCCCGAAGGAGCCUGGACAGUUCCAGUGCUACGGCAGACGCUAUUCCUCCCAGGACACGCCACGAAAAACGCCCUCCUCCUCAGGUUCGUUUAACCAUCGACGGAACCUACGUAGAUGGUCGACGGGUAUCUGAUGGAGGCAAUAAUGACGAGGACGAGGUGGCUGACUUACAACGUCGUAUACAAGCCCUGGCGCAAGAGAAUGCGUUGCUCGCACUGCGUGCUGAGGCACCUCCCGCCUACCAUUAGGGAGAACGCUCAGACUAGUAUCCUCCGAUCGCAGUGCGACUCACUCUUUCGACACCGUGACCGUCUAAGGUCAUAUGCGACGGAGAACACCCAUCUCGAGUCGCUAUCUACUCUUCGUUUGACUUUCCAAUGAUGGAUAAUAAUGGACAUGGACAAGUUAAAGUUGUAGUCCAUGAUAGUAUCAUGAAAGUCUUUUUAUAAAUAAACGGGUUCGGAAUGGCAACGGAGCACCGAUACUUAUCUGUCCC